Molecule: messenger RNA, 3585 nt
Organism: Spirodela intermedia
Lineage: Eukaryota; Viridiplantae; Streptophyta; Magnoliopsida; Alismatales; Araceae
Source: the annotation of a GenBank genome assembly
AUGCUGAGGAAGCCCGAGGGGAGGAAGAGACCCGGACUUGGGGGGGAGGCCGGCAAUGGCGGCCGCCUCCUCGACGAGAUAGAGGCCCUCAGCAGGGCGCUCUCCCUCAAGAAACCCGCCGCCAGUCCAAGAUCUCUCCCCUCCGAGAUCCGCCAGAGGACAAUUUCCGCCGGCAAGUCGCAAUUCCCGGAACCUCGCUCAAAGCCGAGGGCUCUCGCGAAUGAUUCGCAGCUUCCGCUUCUACCACAGAAGGAUAAGAAAUCUUCCUCAUCCUCCUCGUCGAAUUCUUCGUCGAUCUGGAACUGGAAACCUCUCAGAGCUCUCUCUCACAUACGUCAUCGACGAUUCAAUUGUCUAUUCACUCUGCACGUCCACUCGGUGGACGGUCUCCCUCCCAGUUUUAAUGGCACAGCUCUCUGUGUUCGUUGGAAGCGCAACAUUGCCGAGCUCGGGCUGUGUACCCGCCAUAGCCAGAUCUCACAUGGCGUCGCCAAAUUUGAGGAAACCCUGGAACACCGGUGCGCAGUGUACGGAAGCAGGGGCGGCGGGCCCCACCACACAGCCAAGUACGAGGCAAGGCAGUUCAUCCUAUAUGCGUCUGUCGUGGGGGCACCGGAGGUCGACCUCGGGAAACACCGGGUGGAUCUAACGCGGCUGCUGCCGCUGACUCUUGAGGAGCUCGAGAAGGGGAGCACAGGAAAGUGGAGCACCAGCUUCAAGCUCUCAGGAAAGGGGAGGCAUGCCUCGCUGAAUGUUAGCUUUGGGUUCUCUGUGCUGGACGGCGGGGAUCUUGCAGAGUCUGGCGGUCGCAGGAAGGUUUCUGAGCUUCCAACGGUCGAGCCUGAGGAUAUGGUGAACUUGGCUGGCAGGCAUAUCUCGUUGAGAAAAGUGGGGCGCCUUCCUGUCCCGAAUCUUUCAUCCAAGAGUCAGUCAGAUCUUCCAUCUCGAUCGGUGGAGGAUACCAGUGUCCUUAAUGAAGUCUUACCGAUUUCCAGAUCAGAACUUGUGGGUCUGGAUGAUGUUGAUCACCAGUCAGCUGACGAGAAAAUAGAUGAGAAUGAAGCGGAAAAUCUAGUGGAUGACGUCACAUCAGAGCUCGAAGUCUCUACUCCACAGUCUGAAUCGUCUGUCUUGACCUCGGAGCCAAUGAUAGAACCGGGGAAAAGGGAUGCAGAGGGGCCUGUUUAUCACGAGUUCACAGUGGUUGAGCAGGGAAUAGAAAUUACAGGCAAGACAGGCGUGGAGGGUGAUACGGUGGAGCAUGAUGAGCACGGGGUAGUUUGUAACGGAGAUGCAGGAGAUUCAAGAGAUGAUGUAGACGAAGAUGAUGCACCACUCAAUGCUCCCAAGGGGGACGGUCAUAAUGCACCAGAAUAUUUGCCUCGGCUGUUUGCAUCUGGUGGAGAGCUUUCAGUCUGCAAUUUCAACAACCAAGCAGAAAGCAUGUCUGAUAGUGAACUAAUUAUGGAGGAGCUGGAGUCUACCUUAGAUAAUCUUUCAAUCUUCGAGUCAGGGGAGUUUGAGGCUAAGAAUGCUGAAGAAGAGUCACUCGAGGAACCAUGCUACGUGGAUACCAGCUCAAACAAUGGCAUGGGGGAGAUGAGCACGACCCUUAGCUUGGAUGAUGUCACAGACACGGUUGCCAGUGAAUUUUUGAGCAUGCUUGGCAUAGAGGAUUGUCCAUUUGAGUUUAGCUCUGAUAGCGACCCUGAAUCACCAAGGGAGCGUCUCUGGCAACAAUUUAAAAAUGAAUCCUUGGUGGAUGUGGAAAGCAUCUUUGGUCUUGAAAUGGAGGGAGAAACCGAGUUGGAUUGGUGCGAUUCAUCAGAGGACUUUGAUCUGUCAUCUAUGAUUCACGCUGCUGAAACAGAGCAUCAGAAGGCAACUCAGGCAUUGCAAAGCAAGACAAGAGCCCAAAUGUUGGAACAUGCAGAGGCUGAAGCUUUGAUGCAUGAAUUGGGCUUGGACGAGAAUUCCUUCCACAACUCACCACCUGGGGGCACGAGUGGUGUUGACGGUCCUAGAGAUCUACCUUCUGAAGAGCCACUUGACCUUCCUCCUCUAAGUGAAGGUCUAGGUCCAUUUGUUCAAACGAAGGAUGGAGGAUUCUUGCGAUCAAUGAAUCCAUCUUUGUUCGGAAAUUCUCAGCACAAUGGGAGCUUGAUAAUGCAGGUCUCAAGCCCUGUUGUCGUUCCAGCGGAAAUGGGUUCCAGUGCCAUGGAAAUAUUACAGUGCUUAGCCUCUGUGGGAAUUGAGAAGCUCUCAAUGCAGGCCAGUAAACUAAUGCCUUUGGAAGACAUCACUGGAAAGACAAUGCAACAGGUCGCAUGGGAAGCUGUUCCUGCUCUGGGGAUGCAGGAGAGGUCUGUGAUUUUUAUCCUUCCUCUAUUUCACUGGAAUAACUCUGAGUGUUUGACUAUAGAUCUUCUUUUCUUAUCCACUCUCUCAUUCCAUUCUUAUUUUCACUUCUCUACGCUUUCCUACAGGCAGGAUUUUUCUAAGCAGAUGAUGCUGGAGGCUGAGUCAGGACUUGGUCAGGGCACUGCCGGCAAGAACAAGAGAGUGGCCAAUUCAAUAUUGAGUUCAUCAAGCAAAGUAGGCCAUGAUUAUGUUUCUCUAGAAGACCUUGCACCGUUGGCAAUAGAAAAAAUCGAAGCCCUAUCUAUUGAGGGCCUAAGAAUACAAUCAGGAAUGUCUGAUAAGGAUGCUCCCGCUAAUAUAAAACCUCAUUCAAUCGGUGAAAUUUCUGCUUUGGAAGGAAAAGAUGCCAAGAACUGCAUAUCCCUUGGACUAGACGGUGCUGCUGGACUGCAGCUUCUGGACAUCGAAGACUGCGUCGAUGAAGUUGAUGGGCUGAUGGGUCUGUCAAUUACUCUGGAUGAAUGGAUGAAAUUAGACUCGGGUAUAAUUGAUGAAGAUCAGAUCAGUGAUAGGACAUCUAAGAUCCUUGCUGCUCAUCAUGCGACCUCCACAGAAAUGGUUCCUGGCGGGUGCAAGGGAGACAGAAGAGGGAGAAGCUCUGGAAGAAAGUGGGGUUUACUGGGAAACAACUUCACAGUAGCAUUAAUGGUGCAGCUUCGAGACCCGCUGCGCAACUAUGAACCUGUUGGCACUCCAAUGCUUUCUCUAAUUCAGGUAGAACGGGUUUUCGUUCCUCCAAAACCUAGAAUCUAUUGCACUGUUUCUGAUGGAGGGAACAGUGAGCAAGCAGAAGAGCCAGAGGCAACUGUUAAAGCAGCUGAGACGAAGGAGGAAGAAGAGGCUGUCUCACCUCAGUUUAAGAUCACCGGAGUACAUGUUGCAGGUCUGAAGACUGAUCCUGGUGAGAGAAAGAUUUGGGGCAGUUCAAAUCACCAGCAGUCUGGCUCCAGGUGGCUGCUCGCCAAUGGAAUGGGAAAGGCCAAUAAGCAUCCCCUCAUGAAAUCAAAACCCUCUCAAGCAUCCACCUCCCAACAUAACGCAAAGGCGCAGCCCGGUGAAGCACUCUGGAGCAUUUCUUCACGCUUCCAUGGGAAGGGGAGCAAAUGGAAGGAGCUGCCAUCUCUGAACCCUCACAGAAGAAACCCGAACAUCAUUCUUCAAUGA